Alternaria burnsii is the source of this 1197-nucleotide messenger RNA. RefSeq lists its product as uncharacterized. NCBI's taxonomy places the organism in Eukaryota, Fungi, Ascomycota, Dothideomycetes, Pleosporales, Pleosporaceae. The record is from RefSeq and is a predicted model, not a curated record. The transcript is spliced from 2 exons. Bases 1 to 1197 code for a protein of 398 amino acids.
AUGCUUUCCACCAUCCGCACUGUCCUACACGCUGGCCUAAUACUACAGCGGUCUUGCAGAAUUGCUGCCCAGUCUUACCAGAUGGUCGGCACUCCGGACAGAGGUUAUUGUUCGUUCGAUUUCGACAAUCCGACUGGCUAUUUCGCGUACAAUGGUAUAGAUAGCGGCGGCGACACCCAAACAGGAAGCGGAGGCACAGAUCCCUUCCACUCGUUUCUCAUCAUUUGUAACUUCCAGUUCAUUGGUCAAGCGGACAGAGUUACCCAGACUGCGGCAUAUAGCAAUACGGCUAUUGUACCGACUAUAAUCGUGCCUUUCACCGAUGUUCCCGUCACAAGCUUAGUGCCAGGGUCCAAUGCUCAAUGUACUGCUGUGGCCGGGACAACUUCCGAUCCGUUUUUCCAGAUCCAAGAGACUUACGUCCUCAAUUCUCAGACUUCAGUAGCCCCUUCUACAUCGUCGACGGUUGUGGUAGUUCCUACGUCAGUGUUGACGACCACAACAACAACGACCACCCUGAUUCAGCAGACCGAGACCACAGUCACACCAAACACAGUAACAUCCACUGUCGUUACAGGCACAAAGACCGUCCUUGGCAAGCCAACUCUGACUACCAAGACUGUCCGUAUCACACCGUGGGCGCGAACGGUAAAACGAGUCUCGAUUACCUACACAACUACCACGCUCAGCUGCAUUCCACCUUCAAAGGUGGGCAAGAGUAGUCCCCACCAAGAAGGACGCGCUGAAGUCGCUGCCCGCGCCGUCUUAGCGCGUCAAGACAAUACCGAUAUCGAGACCGCAACAUGCUUCAAUCCAACUUCGAGUACGCCAACCAUCGUCAACACCUAUAUUCUCACUUCCACCACAACAAGCACGAUCGUGGAGCAGGCACUUACUACAACCACCACCAUCAGCACAGUCACUGCGCCAGCGCCAACGGCGAUUCAAAACGUGCAAGCUACUUCUACACUCGUCCUUACAUUCACCAGGUACAGAUGGACCGUCUUGCCUCAGUCGACAGUCACCAGUACGAUUUCGUUGGUCAACACCGUGACCAAGCUGCCGAAGACACCACUCAAGCCAUGCGUGCGACCUACCCCAACACCGCCGCCGGGAUCGGGAUCAGGAACACCACAGUGCCAGAAUCCAACUACAAUCGUAGGGAAUGGGUGCAAGAAGGUCCGAUGCAAGAAGUGA